Daldinia caldariorum is the source of this 1176-nucleotide messenger RNA. RefSeq lists its product as uncharacterized. Bases 1 to 1176 code for a protein of 391 amino acids. The record is from RefSeq and is a predicted model, not a curated record. NCBI's taxonomy places the organism in Eukaryota, Fungi, Ascomycota, Sordariomycetes, Xylariales, Hypoxylaceae. The transcript has 2 exons.
AUGUCCAUCUAUCAUAUAACAGUUCGAAACUAUCACUGGGCCCAUCAAAACACUGUUGUUCAGUGCCCUGUUCCUAAUCUCGACUCGCCUGUAGAAGACUUAAUUGUUCGACCUCUAGAAGGUGUUAAUCGGAAUGAACCUCGGAUAAUAAGCAGCGUUUCUGCCUUGAACGAUGACAUAUUUGAAGGCGAAUAUCAGGCCGAGGCACACGGUGCAUUCAUCUCAACAGAUCCGGAGAAUAUUGAUCACUAUCCUGUUUGGGCAACCGUCCACGGUCACGAAUGCGGGAAGGACGAGAUUUACGUGGCAAACUUAACAGCAUUCAAGGCCUCUAGCAUUCCUAUAGCGCAUAUUUGCUGGGUUCCCUGCCUAGAAGCACCAGAUGGUAACCUGUAUACAAUCAUCGGUGCCCCACGGCAGACGUUCGGAACCACACGGGUUCCGACCAUUAUCCAGCCCUUAGGAUUUCCAAAGGAGUCCAGGUUGGCUCUUCGCGACCCAGUCGAACUUGAUAGCUACAAGCAGAUCGGGGAUGAUCGAAAGAGGAAUCUAUUCGAGGUGCAACGUACGGCGAUGCGAAGGAAUCGUAGGCCUUCGCCGCUCUUGCUAAACGCCUUUCGCGUAUUUUCUUCGCCUUAUAGACUUGAUCAUGGCCGACUCACCUUGCGGGACAUCAUCGAAAGGGAUCACGGGUCUCCACGAUCGUAUGGCUCCGACAGCAGUUCUCAAACUCUUUCUGAUAGCUCGGACGAUGAUGAUUUUAUCUAUACAAGACCUGCUUAUGCCUCAAUAGUAGACGCUCGGAGUCGCCCGUAUAAAUGCGAUUGCAGAUAUGCUGCUCUUCGUCCUACGUGUUUCAACCCACGCCCAAGCCACCGACAUGUUACGGACAAUGAGUGUUGUCUAGGCUCAAGCCAUAUAAAGCACUGCAUAUAUGCGGACCACGCGCCAACCCAGUGCCUCGUUUCCAGUUCGAAGGAGCAGCACAGACAUUGCAUCCCCAUCCCCUUGUGGCAGAAAUUGCAGUCUCAAUUCGAUGUGUCUUGCGGAGAAUCUACCUGUCUCGAAGAUGACGUCGUGUUUAGAGAGCCAGACGUGGCCACAAAUGAUGCCUUGAGUCCUAUGGAAUUCGAACCAACGAUCGCCGACGUUUCUUUCGUGGAUGCUCAGGUUUAA